This is a messenger RNA of Colias croceus (clouded yellow), 3611 nucleotides long. Its product is annotated as probable ATP-dependent RNA helicase DHX34. Gene Ontology annotation, molecular function: ATP binding; RNA binding. Gene Ontology annotation, cellular component: intracellular anatomical structure. The coding region runs from base 124 to 3594 and encodes 1156 amino acids. NCBI's taxonomy places the organism in Eukaryota, Metazoa, Arthropoda, Insecta, Lepidoptera, Pieridae. The record is from RefSeq and is a predicted model, not a curated record. Gene Ontology annotation, biological process: nuclear-transcribed mRNA catabolic process, nonsense-mediated decay. The transcript is spliced from 19 exons.
AUCAAAACAUGUCAAUUUAAUAAAUACACAGUUGAAAAAUGCGAAAAUAAUUUAUUUCUUAAAUAUAUAAAUAGGCAACAUAGUAUUAUUGUUAUUUAAAAAUUGCAUAGCAAAGUAAAAGUCAUGGAUAGAAAGUCUAGACAUCAGAGAUAUUCUUCAAAACGAAGACGAUCACGCUCUCGGAGCACCGAGCGACGAGACAGAGUUAAAAUAAGAAAAAGAGCACCAUCUCCUACCACUACUGCUGAUAUUAUUGAAGAAACUGAAGAUUUUAGUUUCUUAAAUUAUAAGCGAAACUUAAAUAAAAUGAUACAAUACAGUAACGAUACAAAUACGGUUGCAAAUAGUAUUGACGACUUUUGGAUUUUUGUUAAAAAGUAUGAAGCUACUUUGAGAAAAGCUGGAAAGCCAAUCAUACCAGAAACUCAUGAUACAAACACAAACAAUUCUGAAAUAAAGCAAUCGUUUUCAAAAACUGACUGUAUUAAUUUUAAAGUAAAAAUAAAAUUUAUGGACACAGUAUAUGAUGAUAGAAGCAAAAGAAGAUUAGACGAAAGGAAAUUUAAAGUGUUCCUUAACAUUAUUUCCAUUUAUAUUGACUUUAAAAACAAGGAAAAAUUUGAUAAACUAAAAAAAUUAAGGAAAGCACAAAAAGAACUGCCUGUUGCAAAAUAUAGGAAUGAAAUUGUAUCAGCUGUGCAGAAUGAGAAAGUAGUAGUUGUGGCUGGUGACACAGGAUGUGGAAAGUCUACUCAGGUUCCUCAAUAUCUUCAUGAAGCUGGUUUUCAAAAUAUUGCUUGUACACAACCAAGAAGAAUAGCAUGUGUAUCAUUAUCAAAACGUGUUGCGUUUGAAAUGCUGUCACAAUUUGAAACUAAAGUUGGGUAUCAGAUCCGGUUUGAGAAGAGCAAAACUGCAGAUACAAGUAUUUGUUUUAUUACUGAAGGACUCUUAUUGAGGCAGAUGUCCUCAGAAAACUUACCAAAUUAUGAUGUCAUUAUAUUAGAUGAGAUCCAUGAAAGACAUUUAAUGGGUGAUUUCUUGUUGGGAGUAUUAAAGUGCCUUAUUCAUACCAGAAGUGAUAUUAAACUAGUUUUGAUGUCAGCAACAAUUAAUAUACAAUUGUUUGAAGAUUAUUUUAGCGCUGAAUCUGCUGUUGUUAUUCAAGUGCCUGGUAGACUAUUUCCCAUAGAACUGCACUAUAAGCCAGUAUUAAUUGACGAGAAGCCCACAAGAGACGAUCGGCUUGAUCCACAGCCUUAUGUGCAAAUUAUGAGCUUGAUUGAUAAUAAAUACCCAAGCGACGAAAGAGGUGACCUCUUGAUUUUCAUGUCUGGAGUUCAAGAAAUAACUGCUAUUUGUGACGCAGCACAGCAAUAUGCUGAGAAAAAUAAGUCUUGGAUUGUCCUUCCGUUACAUAGUGGACUCUCAUUGGUUGAACAGGAUAAGGUAUUCGAUUAUCCACCAGAGGGCGUGAGGAAGUGCAUUGUAUCCACAAAUAUAGCUGAAACAUCGGUCACGAUAGAUGGUAUACGAUUUGUGGUAGAUUCAGGGAAGGUAAAAGAAAUGAGUUACGACGCAUCUACGAAGAUGCAGAGGCUCAAAGAAUUUUGGAUAUCGAAAGCGAGCGCUGAUCAGAGGAAAGGCAGAGCAGGAAGAACGGGUCCCGGCGUAUGUUACCGGAUAUACUCCGAAAACCAAUACACCGAUAUGGAUGCAUUCAGCACUCCAGAAGUGUCAAGGGUGCCGCUGGCUUCACUAUUGUUGCUCAUGAGUUCUCUGGGCGUGAACGAUGUUAGACGAUUCCCUUUUAUAGAUGCACCCCCGGAAGAUGCGAUUGAAGAAUCACUAUUGGAAUUGAAACAACAUGGAGCAUUAACAUCGAAUGAAAAACUGACAGCCCUAGGCAAGGCAUUAGCCAACCUUCCCGUAGAAGUAUCUCUAGCUAAAGCCCUGGUGGUAGGAUCUGCUACUUUACCUCCACAUAAGUUGGAUUCCGCUUUGGCCUUAACAGCUGCUUUGGGUAUAAGGUCCAUUUAUACAACGAGAGCGCAUAGAGAUUUUGAAUGUGAGAAUGCUAGAAAACCAGAUGAAUCAGAUCACGGGGAUCCCAUAACCUUAAUAUCUCUAUAUUGCGCUUGGCUAAAGGAAAAGAGUAAAGGAGGGGGAAGGGCGUGGUGUAGACGACGAGGGAUAGAGGAACAGAGGUUAUACGAGCUCACCAAACUGGCUGCGCAAUUGAAGAACUUAUUACAGGACAAUAAUUUGAUGGAAACUCCCGAAGCAGAAUCGAUGUCUUCGGCGGAAAGAUCUCUCCGACACGGACAAAUGAAACAACUGAAAGAUAUGAGAAGACAGUACAAACAAAAAGCGGCGGAAGAUUCGAAAAAGCGGAAACGUUUAAAAGUCGAUUCUUGGGAGAUAGUAGACGAAAAGGGGGAUGAUGAUAAUGUAAUGGAUAUUCGUGAUAUAGAGUUCCGUCUGACGAACGACGCGAGCAGGAUACAGGCGCUCAUCAGUGGGGCCAGUGCUAAUAGUGGCCGGGAUCUCGUCAUGUUGAAGAUAGUGCUAUGUCGCGCGUUAUAUCCUCAAAUUGCGGUUGCUGAUGACUUUAACCAUUGCAAGACGGUAACAGACCAACUCUACCACACUUGGAGUAAACCCUUCGUGUUUUUACACCCCACGUCAUAUUUCGGCAAACAACCCCGCACGCUACAACUAACUGAGAGUGACAUACAGACAGACGGGCCGCCGGGGUUUAAGAGUAAACUGGCAUUGUCAUCGAGACACCAGAUUCUGUGUUAUUUAUCGCUAUUGGAAACAACUAAACCGUAUAUAGUGAAUUCUAUGAGGAUGCCCGCUGCUCAAACAUUACUUUUAUUAGCACAUUCUAUUGAUACUAAUUACGGAUUUACAAGGUUAAUCUGUGACUCGUGGCUAUUAUUGGAAUUUCCAUAUCCAGAAACAGGAUUGAAUUUAUUGUUCAAAGCUUCCAAGUUGCGGCAACGUUGGGACGCUCUUAUUAAUAGAAGGCUUUUAGAUGCAAGCCCAAACAAAUCAGUGGAGAGUGAACUAGCAAAAAAUAAAUCAAAACUACCCUACGAAGAAUUACAAUACGAGUUAUCCAAAGACAUGAGUGCAUAUAUGAAUAGUGAUGUGUAUUAUACGAUAAAACGGUUAUUACCAGCCGAUUUGAAGAUUUUAUACACUAUCGAUGAAUGUGCUAGUGUUGUGCCUAAUCCGUUUUGUAGCGAUUUUGAAGGUAGACCACAUGAGAAGAAGGGAGGCGUUUAUGUGACAGAUAAUAUUGUUUUUAAUUGUGUAGUAGAUUCAGAUUGGAGUUACAACAGCUAUCAAGAAUCAUACUCCAUACCGUGGAAGUGUCCGAACUGCGAAAUUACCGUAUGUUUGUCACCUUUAGAAAAGUUACAGCAUACGGAAUUUAUAUGUUCUUCUAGAAAAAUCGAGAAGGAAGAAAAACCACUGACAAGGGAAAAUAGACCUAAUGCUAAGGAGUAUAAGUGCGAAGUUUGUAAAGAAACGUUGUAUAUGACGCCGGUAGAAAUAUUAAGGCAUAAAAAGAGUUGUAAAUAAAUUGUAUAUAAAAGAUU